AUGGCCGAGCAGUUCGUCUCAAUCGGGCACCAGACAAUUCAGAUUAAGCCUGGCUUCAACGACGCACUCCUGGAACUCAGUGGCCAGAGAGAAGAAGCGCAUUCCACCGUCUCAACAGGCAUGUGCCGUACCAAUUCGUGUGCGUCUAUUUUGUGGCAGGACGAUGAGCGCGAGUCCCACGAUGCAUUCCCGUUGGGUUCUGGCCCCGGCUGUUGGGGGGACAUAGAAGAUUCAGACGAUGAGGAUUGGGUCAAAAGCCCUCUGAUGUAUUCUUACAUCCAGAGCUCUGCUGGCGCGUCUAGGAGCCACUCUGCUUCCGUGUCUGCCGACGCGGAAGAGAAGACAUCCGCUCCGUCGGAAGCAGGUCUCGAUCAGACGUCGAGCGGGAGGACUCCUUUGCGUUGCAAUGCCUCGUUGUUCGUCCCGUGUUCUUCCCGGGUGUCGAACAUGUGCACCCAGGGCUUGUGUUCCUUCGAACACGUUGGAGCUCAUCGUUGCUUCACAGCUCCUGGCACCCUGCCUUCCCGUUCCACUGACGAUCAGAACACCACAGUGAUGAUGCGCAAUUUGCCGUGCCCGCUUCUGCGCGACGACCUGAUUGACGCGAUGGAUAAGCACGGGUUCGCAGGAUGUUACAAUAUCGUGUUCCUGCCCAGAGAUUACAACACUGGGGUGGGCUUGGGCUACGCCUUCGUGGACCUUUCCAGCAGAGAGGAGGCAGAUCGCUUCACUCUUGCAUUCGAGGGCUUCUGUGACUGGCCCAAGCCAUCCUCGAAGGUCUGCUCCGUCGUCUGGUCUCGGACACAGGGUCUGAGCGCGAACAUCGCGCGGUACCGGAACAACCCUGUGAUGUCCGAGGGGUUCCCAGACAGCUUCAAGCCCGUGCUCUUCGCCGGAAACGUGCGGGUCCCCUUCCCGGGACCGACCUGGCUGCCCACGGAGCCCACGGCGCAGCACACCGCCGCAUGUGUGCCCGGCCCGUGGCCUGCCGCGCGGCGCAGCCCGUGA
This is a messenger RNA of Prorocentrum cordatum, 1008 nucleotides long. NCBI's taxonomy places the organism in Eukaryota, Dinophyceae, Prorocentrales, Prorocentraceae. The record is from the annotation of a GenBank genome assembly.